This is a messenger RNA of Suillus clintonianus, 1923 nucleotides long. RefSeq lists its product as uncharacterized. The transcript is spliced from 3 exons. NCBI's taxonomy places the organism in Eukaryota, Fungi, Basidiomycota, Agaricomycetes, Boletales, Suillaceae. The record is from RefSeq and is a predicted model, not a curated record. Gene Ontology annotation, molecular function: DNA-binding transcription factor activity, RNA polymerase II-specific; protein binding; RNA polymerase II cis-regulatory region sequence-specific DNA binding. Gene Ontology annotation, biological process: regulation of transcription by RNA polymerase II. Bases 1 to 1923 code for a protein of 640 amino acids.
AUGGACAACAUCGACGUUCUUCGCAAUUCACUAUCUCCAGAUGACUCUACAGCAAAGAUCAGCGCAUAUUAUUCUCUUGUCUUCCCAAACAUCACUUUCUAUCUUCAGACCCUGACUGUAACUAUUGGACGACGUUGCAUACCCAACGCUUCUACAUCUGCCGGCGACAACAGUCCUGUUGAUGUCGAUUUGGGACCCCUCAAGAGUGUAUCCAGGCUCCAUGCAAAGAUCGAGUACGAGGAGGACGAGGAGCGCUUUGUUCUCGUCGUCGUUGGUAGAAACGGCGCUUGGGUGGACGGUGUUUGGUCGGGCAGCGGUAGUAGGGUUCCUUUGGGGGAAAGGUCCCAGAUUCAGAUAGCUUCGAGGACUUUCCAUUUCGUACUCCCACCCCCUCCAGCGCCGGAGGACUCGCCAUCCCCGAGUUCAAAUUCAUCAGUGCAGCGCGCGCGGUCGCCCUCUGUCGAUAUUACGUCUAUAUCGCCACCUUCCUCUCUACCCUCGAAUUCACCGCCGCCCGUCUCCGUACCGAUUCCGCCACCAAAGUCACCCGACCCACAACUCCCAAAUACGAACAGUAUAUCCAGGGCAAAGAAUGCGCCCAAGAAGCGCAAGAAAUCAGACCUUGCGCUUAUACCAAAGCCGGAGGUCAUGCCCCCCAAACCUCAAUUUACCUACGCUCAACUCUGCUAUCGAGCUAUCAAGGCGAUGGGCGGUAAGGCAACACUACAGGAUAUAUGUUCGUGGAUGAUGGAGAAUUAUGACUGGUAUCGGUACAACGAGGGUGCAGGGUGGGAGAACUCUGUUCGACAUAAUUUAUCUUCCGGCCGUGCGUUCAAGAAGAUGGAGAGGAGCUCCGGAGAGCGCGGGAAGGGGUUUUAUUGGUCUGUGGACGAACAGUAUGAACACACCUUCGAGGAGCAGGAAGCCAGAUCACAAGCUGCAUCGUCAAGUACGGGUGGUAAAGACGGAAAGGGCAGGAAGAAGGAGAAGGCAACGCCUCUAGAACCUGCACUCAAACGCAGCGUCAAGGGCGACAUCAAAGGCGUCACUCUUCCGCCACCGUUAACAUCCAUGCCGCUGCCGUUCAAGUCAACUAAUUCCUCUACACUGCAGUCAAACCCGAUGACAACAGCCCCUCUCACGAGUCCUUUCACAACCACACCUAAGAUCAAGACAGAGCCUCUCAUGGCACCCAAACUCGUUUCAACAAUACAUCCAGCACCAGGAGCCGCAUCUCCACAUGUGGCUCCUGCACUAGCAGCGACUCCUUCAUCAGAAUCUUCCGCAUGUGCGGCAUCUAGCGCUGCAUCUGCACCCUUCUCAGCAUUACCAGCAUCUGUUUGCCUACCCAUCAUCGUCGGGCCUGUUCCUCCUUCGCAUCCUUCAUCCUCAAACCCUGAGCAAGCACAACCUAUUAUUCUUCAUAACAAUACCCUUAUACUGUCUCCCACAAUCUUUUCACAUCUGUCUCCAGAGCAGCUCCGAGAGCUCGAGGCGCUUGGCGCCCAGAAGGCACUAGAGAUUCUACAAGGCCAUAUCGUGCGAUAUCUCAAGGAGAAAAUGACGCGCGGACGCGGACGGGCCAAACGCGCAAGAGGCGGCCGUGGAGGUACACCCGGGUCUCGUGACAACAAAGCGCCCCCGCCAGGUGGGCCAUUUACCACUGCGCCGCUCCCAUCACGGACGCCUCAACCAGCGACAGUGCCGGAUUUCAGCAGUGCCCAGACCCAAGCACCAGCCGCCCAUCCACCGACCGCUGAGAGCGUUCCUCUCAGUAUCGCGGAGAAGCCUCCCGUGCCUGUGCCAAUCACCUCACCCAUACCUCCCCCUCGCAGCGAGUCUCCUAUCAUUGUUGUGGACGACAUUGACUCGGCUGAUGAGGGCCCGGCAAUGAAGAAGCGGCGGAUAGACAUGGCUUGUUAG